AUCAAGAUGGCGCUGAGUCGGAAGGACGUUAAGCUUCCUGAGAAUUACCCGCGGCAUUUGUUGCUCGAAAAGCACGCGGAAUUUAUCUGCAAAUAUGGAAAUGAUCCAAAUGAUUAUGAGUACGCAAUGUCAGAGUUUCUCAGGAUGAACGGUGUGUACUGGGGCUGCUCUGCUAUGCAUCUAAUGGGUAAAUUGGAUUCCAUGGAUAAACAAGAGAUAAUUCAGUUUCUCAAAGAUUGCCAGGAUGAAAAUGGUGGUUUUAGACCUGUUCAAGGACAUGACCCCCACUUACUCAAUACCCUGUCAGCUGUACAGAUCGCCGUGAUAUUUGAUUGCUUGGAGGAGAUCGACUCUGAGAAGGUGGUGGACUACGUGCUCAGCUUGAGGCUGGAGAACGGCAGCUUUAUGGGGGACAAGUUUGGGGAGGUCGACAAUAGAUUUACAUUCUGUGCAGUAGCCUGCCUUGCUCUUCUAGGUAAAUUGUCUCGCCUGGACGUUGAUAAAACUGCCGGGUUUGUUAAAGCGUGUUUAAAUUUUGAUGGAGGUUUUGGAUCCAGGCCUGGGGCGGAGUCACACGCAGGGUUGAUAUAUACCUGUGUUGGAACACUAGCAAUUACAGGACAUCUACAUUAUAUAGAUGCUGACCGACUUGGCUGGUGGUUGGCUGAGAGACAACUAGAUUCAGGGGGUUUGAAUGGGAGACCUGAAAAGUUACCUGAUGUCUGCUACUCUUGGUGGGUCCUUGCCAGCCUUGCUAUUCUCAAUAGAUUGCAUUGGAUAGAUAAAGAGAAAUUAAAAGAUUUUAUGCUUGCCUGUCAGGACCCUGAGACAGGAGGAUUCGCUGACCGGCCUGGAGAUCUUCCUGAUCCAUUCCACACCCUGUUCGGAGUAGCCGGUCUGUCCUUGUUGGGGGAGCCGGGGGUAGGCCAGGUCAACCCGGUGUUCUGUAUGCCCCAGCAGGUCCUGGAUAGAAUAGGAGUCAAAUAAUACAACAUUAUAGUAAAUGUAAUGUAUUUGAAAACUGUGCUGUGUUAUAUCUUGAAAUUAUUAAAUAUCAUAAAAUGUGACGAACUGUCGGUGAUUAACAACAUUAUUGCUGAUCUUACUCUCAGUGAUUCAAAAAAAUAACCUGCGUGACCAGUCACUGUCCUCCGUAAUGAAAAUUUACUCCGAAGAAAUGAUCAGGGGUCAAGACAUAGCAUUUUGGAAUCCUCAAGACUAGUGCUUUAACACUAGUCCCUGCUAAAUACUUGCAAAAAUAUUCCAAAAUGACUACAUGAAUAGAAUAUAUGGAUCUUUUUAUGACCAAACCCUCAUUUUAAAACCGCCUCUUUGUGCUCCAGCAAAUGAAUUUAAAUUUUAAGAGGGGUCGCCGAUUUGAUAAUUUUCGAUUUGAGGCCUCCUUCCUGUGAUAGAAUAGCAUUAUAAUCAAAAUUGAAAAGAUCAAGAUGAUAUAUUCAUGUAGUCAUAUUUUGCAGGGACAGUUUUUGGUUUUGCACACCUAGUCAGUUAAACCCCCCUCCUUUGAUUACGGAGGACUUUGCAGUUAAAUAGUUCCAUGGUGUCAUCGGUUUCAAUGAUAAAAGUGAAGUAUACAAGAAAUAUUUAUUUUUCUACAAACUAUUGAUUAUUUCUUAUUCAUGAUCUGUUUGUUUUCAGA
Messenger RNA from Eurytemora carolleeae, 1660 nucleotides. RefSeq names its product geranylgeranyl transferase type-2 subunit beta (gene betaggt-II). Gene Ontology annotation, biological process: protein geranylgeranylation. Bases 7 to 987 code for a protein of 326 amino acids. The record is from RefSeq and is a predicted model, not a curated record. NCBI's taxonomy places the organism in Eukaryota, Metazoa, Arthropoda, Copepoda, Calanoida, Temoridae. Gene Ontology annotation, molecular function: Rab geranylgeranyltransferase activity. Gene Ontology annotation, cellular component: Rab-protein geranylgeranyltransferase complex. The transcript is spliced from 9 exons.